Molecule: messenger RNA, 4506 nt
Organism: Cuculus canorus (common cuckoo)
Lineage: Eukaryota; Metazoa; Chordata; Aves; Cuculiformes; Cuculidae
Gene: TINAG
Product: tubulointerstitial nephritis antigen
Exons: 11
Coding region: 131-1534 (467 amino acids)
Biological process (GO): proteolysis
Cellular component (GO): lysosome
Molecular function (GO): cysteine-type peptidase activity
Source: RefSeq, a predicted model, not a curated record
CAUAGUCUGCAGCUUUCUGUUCAGAUUUCUUUCUGAAGACUGUCUGAAGCUAUUACACCUACUGCACAUGGCCAUUUGCAGAUAAAGUGAAUCACAGUGGAUCUUAAAACAGGCUGCUAGACGCAGAAGAAUGUGGCUCAAAAGUGAGAUUUUGUUCUUAUAUUGCAUUGCAAGUGAAGUUUGGACAUCAAAACAGCUUAACUCUAGAAAAAAUGUUCCCCGAGGACUUUACUCCAUUGAAGAUGGUGGUUCUGUGAAGUGGAACAGGCUGAAAAGAAGUCUGUAUCAAGGAAGGUCCUGCAGGGUACGAGGCUGCUGCACAGGAAGAGAUGAUGACUGCAGCUUUAACAUCAUCUCCAAAGGAGCUAUAUGUUACUGUGACCAGUUCUGUGCCUCACGUUCUCCUGGACCCGUAGACUGUUGUGCUGACUACUGGGAAGUCUGUGACCACCCUGUUGAGCCCACCAGGUCAGAUGAGCCUUGGCCACCUCCAGCAUUGGGUUGUUAUAAAGAUGGCCAAUAUUAUGGAGAAGGAACAAUAAUUAAAGACAACUGCAAUUCCUGCAAAUGCUUCCAAAGUCUCUGGAAGUGUUCAAAAGAAGUAUGCCUUGUUCGCCAGGACUUAAUUCAACACAUCAAUUCUGGAGAUUAUGGAUGGAAAGCUGACAACUACAGUCAGUUCUGGGGAAUGACAGUGGGAGAAGGUUUCAAAAAGCGCCUGGGCACCUCCCCUCCAUCUCAUUCCUUGCUGAAUAUGAGAGAAGCUUCAGGAAACUCAAUCCCAGAAGAAAAAUUUCCUGAAUUUUUUUCAGCCACUUAUCAAUGGCCUGAUUGGAUUCAUGAUCCUUUAGAUCAACGAAACUGUGGAGCAUCGUGGGCUUUUUCAACUGCAAGUGUUGCAGCAGAUAGAAUAACAAUUCGUUCUGAGGGUCAGAUCACAGACAACCUUUCUGCUCAGAAUUUGAUCUCUUGCGAUACCAGGAAUCAACACGGAUGCAAUGGUGGAAGUAUUGAUGGUGCUUGGAGAUACCUGAAAACACAUGGAGUUGUGUCCUAUGCUUGUUAUCCAUCAUUUUGGAAUGAUCACCUGCAGCCAUCAGCUGAAAAUCGCUGUUAUGUGUCAAGUGAAUAUGGAAAAAACUACACAAAGGGGCCGUGUCCUAAUGCUUUAGAAGAAUCCAAUCGGUUAUAUCGGUGUGCGUCUCACUACAGGGUCUCCUCAAAAGAAACCGAUAUAAUGAAAGAGAUCAUGGACAAAGGACCAGUGCAAGCUAUAAUGAAAGUGUAUGAAGACUUCUUCCUUUACAAAGAGGGGAUCUAUAGAUGUUCCCAGAAAGCAGGAUCUAAAUGGAAAACUCAUUCAGUCAAACUCCUUGGGUGGGGAGCGUUACCUGACAAAAAUGGACAGAAACAGAAGUUCUGGAUUGCUGCAAAUUCUUGGGGAAAAUCCUGGGGAGAAAAUGGUUAUUUUAGAAUUCUACGUGGUCAAAAUGAGUGUGAUAUUGAGAAGCUGAUUUUAACUACUUUGGGAUAGCUAUAGCCGUCUACUCUAUCUGUCUUGUACCACAUGCUGCUUUAUGUAUCUACUCUUUCCAUUAUCACAUAUUGAGUCUUUAUAGAGAAAAGUAUAGAGUUUCUCUUUAUAGAGAAAAAAAAUGCCUUCUAUGUAAGUUAUUUUUAUUUUUAUUACUACUCAUUAAGGCUUCCUGACUGGAACACACCGCAGGCAUCACAACACACUCUGAUGUAACUUGGUACAAACAUUCCUUUGUAUUGAAAGACAAGUUGUGUCGAGGACUACUGAAAAACUCGGUGUCUCAAAGAGCAGGAAGCUCCCUCCUCUUUUAUUUACGUCUCACCGCUAUCUUGUUAUAUUAUUAAUGGUUGAUUCAACGGUGCCUGAAAUAAACAGUUACAUUGUUGGCACUAAUUGGCUCAGACAGCUCAAGGUCUUACUGGGUAAAAAUUUCCAAAGAAAUGUAAGCAGAGUUCUGAUCCUGCUACAGAAUAAUUAUUUCCUAUCGUAGCUUAGAUAAGUUGCAUCUAUGUAUUACUAUCUGUUCCUAGAAAUUAAUUUUUUCCUGGCAGGUCCUACAAAGUCAAUGCAUUUAGAAUCAUACAAAAAAUUACUUGCAUUGAAAUGGUAUAUUCUGGUUCCCACAGUCACAAUUAAAAAUUCAAAUUUUUAAUAGUUUAAUUAAAUGAAAAUAAUGAAAGAAAUAUAUUUUCUCCUCAGUUAAGUCUAGAUGAGGCUAAUUCCUGAACUUCUUGCCUUCCCUUCAUUGUUUAACCUGGGAACAGGCACCCGCCACCAUUCCCAAAAGCCUAUUUUCAAUGGAUAAAGAUGGAAAAGACAUUCUGUUAUUUGUGUCUGCUGACGUAUCCACAGCUCAGGACCAGUCCCUGUGUUGGCUAGCAGGAUCAUUAGUGCAGACAGGAAACUCAGAAACCCUUUGACUCCUAAUGCUCUCAUAGCUGCUUCUGUCUAAAGAAAAAACCUACUGGCACACAGCCCCUCCUAUCAGGCAGAAACAGAAAAUCAGAGAAUCAGUUAGGUUAGAAAAGACCAUUAAAGUUAUCAAGUCGAAUUGUAGGCCUAACACUGUGAAGUCCACCACUAAACCAUGCCCCAAAGCAGCACUUCUACACAUCUUUUAUAUACCUCCAGGGAUGGCGACUCCACCACUUCCCCAGGCAGCCCGUUCCAGUGCCUGACAACCCUUCUGGCAAAGAAUUUUUUCCUAAUAUCCCAUCUAAACCUUCCCUGGUACAACUUGAGGCCAUUUCCUCUAAUUGUAUCAUUUGUCUCUUGGGAGAAAAGAUCAACACCUUCCUGACUACAGCUUCCUUUCAGGUAGUUGUAGACAGUGAUAAAGUCUCUCCUCAGCCUCCUUUUCUCCAGAUUAAACAACGUCAGUUCCCUCAGACAGUCCUCGUAAGACUUCUCCAGACCCUUCACCAGCUUCUUUGGUCUUCUUUGGACAUACUCAAACAGGUCAAUGUCUUUCUUGCACUAAGGGGCCCCAAACUGAACACAGUGUUUGACGUGCAUCCUCACCAGUGGCAGUACAAAGGGACAAUCACGUUCCUAGUCCUGACAGCCAGAGCACAUAUCAUAUUAUCAUAGAAUCAUAGAAAGGUUUGGGUCAGAAGGAACUUUAAAGAUCAUCUAGUUCCAAUUCCCGUCUCAGCAGGCUUGAGGACUUUAUUGCUUACUUGUUAAUUAAAAUACAGGUAUUGCAACUAUCGAGAUGAGAAGCAGUUUAUUACUUUCUACCCCUUUUAGUUUCAGUUAAUCUAAAGGCCAGAUGCCAAUAGGAAUCAUCAGUCAUAGAAUUAUCUAUGAAAGAAACAAUCAUGGCAUGUUAAAUUAUCUGGAGAAAAAAGCUGCCAUGAAAUUCCAGUGAACAAAGAAUUUCUGGUGAUACUUUCAGUGUCCUUAAAAGACUAUGCUUCAUUCUUUCUAGGAAAUUAAGAACUUGACUUCUAAUGUUAUGAGCAGAGGAGCAAUAGCUUUUUUUUUCCCAAUAAUUUUUCAUGGGGAUGGUAUAUAACAGAUGUCCUUGCCACUGAAAUAAUGUCUUAAACUAAACUAGAGUCACAAUUCAUAUUGCAUCAUUACUGAAAGAACUAUUAUUAAAAUGUUAGUAUCAUACUGCUGUACAACAUCUUUUCUGUGGUCUCUAGUGUCAUAUAAUAAACUGAAUUUAGACACAAAAACCUUUGUCACUUGAAAUUUACAUCAAAUUUUAACACAAGCAAUUUUAGAAGAUCUAAGUGUUCUGAGAGAAGUAACUUUUCUAGCUUUAGUGAGGUAAACCAGCACUUGAGAGAAAAAUGUACUGAGACAUCUACACAGCUACAAUACAAUCUUUUGGUAUGUAUUGAUUCCAUAAACUUCAAGAUUUCAAGAGAGAAGAAUUUAGCUCUGAAGUGAGCGAAACUGUGAAAAACAUAUCUAGCCAACUGGGUUAUUUUUGGCUUCUUUUUUUAUUUCAAGCUGGUUUGCACUGCUGUAGCUCUUAUUUUUGGCAGUGGCUGUUGCUAUUUUUGAUUUUCUUGUGAGAUCUUUCCAGGAUCUGCUCUGUCAUGUUAAGUUUCUUCAGUGGUGAGAAAAGUAAUUUCUUAGAUCUUGAGCAUAUAAUCAUCUUGCCUUGAAUGAAACAUCAUAUGCAAGUGAAGCAAAUCCAACCAUGUCAAAGCAAUUUAACGGUUUACAAAGUGAUACAGCUCUAAGUACCUUCUGGAGUGAACCGAGUGACGUAUGUGUUCAGGACCCUCUCCAUACUCUCUCAGUACCAUAAAGUUGCUGUCCAUGGAAAUGCUGCAGUAUUUGGAAUUUAACAGGUAUGCAAAUGUGUCUGCACCUGGAAGCCAAUUUGCUCUUUGAAGCCAACUUGACGCUGAGGCAGCUGUUCUGCUGCUGUCCAAAGCACAAGUAAAAGGUCUCCCAGUGCAGGUCUUCUCACUCACAGGGAUCAGGUGACAAAGGGGCUUGGGAGCCAC